Caenorhabditis auriculariae is the source of this 360-nucleotide messenger RNA. Lineage: Eukaryota; Metazoa; Nematoda; Chromadorea; Rhabditida; Rhabditidae. The record is from the annotation of a GenBank genome assembly.
AUGAUCACAAUGGAGUGGAAAAGACGCGGAAAGGCUUCACCGGCUAGAAUCCUCUAUGUGCCUUCGGAAAAGCCAAAAGCCGACAAAAAAGAGCCAAAAGCCGAGAUGAACAGAGAGAGAGGGAGAGUGGGCGUGUCGCGAGCUUUUCCUUCAUCGUUCUUCGUUUUUUUUUUCUGCUGUGGUGGCCAGACUCGCGUCAUUCUUUGCCCCAGGGGCGAUCGAGGAGAGAGAGAGAACAACGACGACGCCAUGGAAAGGGAGCUGGACGAGCUGGGGAAGCUGGAGGAGGAGAAUGGACCACUCACGUGCAUCCAUCCGUUCACAAAGACGAUGUCUAUUUCUACCAACAAACUUUUUUGA